CUUGAGUUCUUCCUUCUUCUGCAUGAUGUCUGACAGCGAGAAGAUGGUCUACACGCUCCUGGAGGUCCUCAUCGCUGUAGGAUGUUGCGUUGGAAAUGUGCUGGUCAUCUGGGCGGUCUGCUCGUGCCGGGCUCUCUGUCAGACCACCUUCUGUUUUGUGGUGUCUCUGGCUGUGGCUGAUUUUCUGGUGGGUGCCGUUGCCGUUCCUUUGGCUGUGGUGGUGGAUGGACGGGUCGAGACCAGUUUUCACAGCUGUCUCUUGAUCAGCUGUGUGGUCAUCGUGUUGACUCAGGCCUCCGUUCAUUCUCUCCUCGCCAUCGCCGUGGACCGAUACCUGCGAGUUUAUAAUCCAUACAGGUACAGAGGAGCGGUGAGAAAACAGAACCUAAGGGCGGCGGUCACCGUCUGCUGGCUUUCUGCUUCUUUACUGGGUCUUAUUCCUCUGUCCGGAUGGCACAACCAUGACACCACCACAAGCGUGAACUCUACUCUCAAGUGUCAUUUUCUCACAGUCAUUUCAAUGUCUUACAUGGUGAACUUUAACUUCCUGGUUUGCAUCCUCUCACCCACCAUCAUCAUGAUGGCCAUCUACGCUUUCAUCUUCUGUAAGAUCUCCAAACAGUUGAGAAGAGGAAUCGGUGAGGCAGUGGAGUCCAGGACGUUUUAUCAUAAAGAGAGGAGACUGGCUCAUUCGCUGGCAUUAGUGUUGGCUCUGUUUGCCGUCAGCUGGUUUCCGCUUCACAUCCUCAACACAUUGACCUACUACACCAGUGUCAGCGUGCCACCUCUCCUCUUUCACAUCGGUGUUCUUCUCUCUCAUGCCAACUCUGCGGUUAACCCUAUAGUGUACGCUUUCAAAAUCCCAAAGAUCAAGAUUGCCUAUAAAAACAUCUUGAAGAAACUCACAGGCUCGAAGGAGAACCCGGAUCAGAUCAGUCAGACUUUAGAUAACAACAUCAGCAGCAACUCAAACAGUAACGUCAGGUAUAGCAUGAAAAACUCUCAGAAAGACAAAACGAACAUCAAUCAGGAUGUUUAGCUGGGAAGUUGUGUCUAAAGAUUUUUAAUUGUUAAAUAAGAUAUGUACAGCUCUUGUAUUUUGUUUGCCCGUCCGCCUUUGGUGUUCUCGUUUUGUGUGAAUUGUUUUCAGGUAAAUCUACUUGGACUGUGAGCUAAAUAUUAAUUUCAAUACUUUAAAUGUGAUGUUUAGCUUGCAUUAAGUUCUAUGU
This is a messenger RNA of Triplophysa dalaica, 1229 nucleotides long. Its product is annotated as adenosine receptor A1. Lineage: Eukaryota; Metazoa; Chordata; Actinopteri; Cypriniformes; Nemacheilidae. The transcript is spliced from 2 exons. Bases 23 to 1039 code for a protein of 338 amino acids. Gene Ontology annotation, biological process: G protein-coupled adenosine receptor signaling pathway. The record is from RefSeq and is a predicted model, not a curated record. Gene Ontology annotation, cellular component: membrane; dendrite; synapse. Gene Ontology annotation, molecular function: G protein-coupled adenosine receptor activity.